Scutellospora calospora is the source of this 2056-nucleotide messenger RNA. Lineage: Eukaryota; Fungi; Glomeromycota; Glomeromycetes; Diversisporales; Gigasporaceae. The record is from the annotation of a GenBank genome assembly.
AUGCCUUCUAAUAAUGAUAAACUUGCGGUGGAUUAUGAUGAGAAUAAGGUUACUGGUGGAGCUAAGGGUGAGGGUGAAAAAAAACCUGAUGAUAUAGUUGAUAUAGUAGAACCUACUAUUAUUAAUAAUUCAACUAUUAUUAAUAAUUCAACUAUUGUUAGUAAAGCUCAUUCUGACUUGGCUGUUGCAAUAUCAAAUAUUACAACUGUUUCAAGAGUUGGCUUAGACAUUGCUAGUUUCGUAUCACAAUUGGCUUUGGGAACUGCCAAAAUAUCUACUAGUUUAGGUUUAGAUAUUGCGAGAACUAUGACCGGUGUCGUAUCUGAUAGAAUUAUACAAGCUACAAAGGAUGGAAAUGGAGGAAUAAUUGAUACCUCAACGACAUUAUUGCACCGCACACUAUCUUUAACUGAACAAAUUGCCCUAGCCGGUCUAGAAUUCACUUCCGAAACGGUGCAACUUGCUUUAGGAACUGCUUCUGAAAGCAUGUAUCUAAUAGAUACUUUAUUUGGUACUACUGAUGCUGCAAAAGCUUUAGCUGAAUUCGUACAACUUGUUAAACUUGUAAAAGCUCUUACUGCUUGGACUUGUUUACAAUAUGUUACAAGUGAAUCUUUUGAAAGGGAAACUGGUGGUUGGAAAAAAGUUAAAUUGGUGGGUUUAUGGGACAUUUGUAAUGAUUGGGUUCAUGUAGAUCCUGAUGAUUCUUUAUAUGAUGAAGUUGAAGCUGUUUGUUUUGAAGAUGAAGAAGAUGAAGUUGUUGUUAUAGGUCAAAGUAAACCUAAUAAUUUAGUUGUUGGUGAAUUAACUCCACGUGAUGAAAUAUCGGAAUUUAAAUUCUCUAUAACUGAAGAUCAAACUAAAAGAUUAAGUGAUCUUUUUUUAGAGACUACAAAAAAAUAUAGUAAUCCUUAUCUUAGAGAACAUGAAACUCAAACUAAAAAUGAAAAAUUAUUUUCACUUUUACAUAAUCUUAAAAGAUAUUCUAAAUUCUCUUCUUCUGCUUACGAUUUUAGAAAUGCUAUAUUUGGUCGAAUACCUUUACCUGUUGCUCGUUCAAAAGAAAAAGGUCGUUUACAUCGUUUUAAUUUUGCUCGUUCUGCUGAAUUAUCUUCUGAUUCUAUUGUAGAUUCUUCAUUUCAUAAAAUUGUAAAAAAUAGUGGUUCUUAUCAACCUACUUAUUUCUUAAUUCGUGAUCAUUCUACAAGAUCAAUUAUUUUAGCUUUACGUGGAACAAUGUCUAUUCAUGAUUUAAUUGUAGAUUUAACUUGUGAAUAUGAAGAUUUUCAAUUUCCUGAAGAUAUUCAACGUUGUGAUUCAACAAAAUAUCAAAUUCAUAAAGGAAUGUUAAAAGUUGCUAAAGCUAUGGCUACUCCUGGACAAUCGGGUGUUUUUGAAGCUCUUAAAAGAGAAAUGGAAGCUAAUGAUGGUUAUGGUUUGGUUUUAGUUGGACAUUCACUUGGUGCUGCCCUUCUCUUUGCUUCACCAACAAAUUGUAUGACUACACGAUGGAGUCGUUUACCACUUGGUCGUAAUGUUCAUGCAUACGCAUUUGCUACUCCAUGUGUAAUGUCUGCUGCCCUUUCAAGACGUGUAAAACCAUUAGUUACAUCUGUAGCAUAUGGUAAUGAUGUAGUUUGUCGUUUAAGUCUUGGUCAUGUAUUAGAUUUACGUAAUAUGGUUAGAUUUCUUGGUAAAAAUCAAUCAAAAUCUGGUGAAGCUGGAGAAGAAACUGCAAGUAAAAUUAUUAAAAAAUUUAUCGAUUAUCAAAGUAGAACUUUUGGUGAUGAUGAACGAGGAAAAGAAUCAAAAAAAGAAUUUGAAAAUUGGUUUAAAAAAGUUAGAAAUGAUUGUUAUGAUCAUAUGCAAAAUCCUAAACUUUAUCCAUCAGGUAAUGUUUAUUGGAUUGUAAAUGAAGAUUUAGAAUGUGAAAAUUCUUAUCUUGAUGAUAAACCUAAUAAACAAUACAAUAUGUUGAAUGUUGAUGUUGAAAAAAUAUUUCAGGAAGUUUGGUUUUCUCCACGUAUGAUGAUGGACCAUCUUCCUCAUAUAUAUG